Molecule: messenger RNA, 2455 nt
Organism: Conger conger (European conger)
Lineage: Eukaryota; Metazoa; Chordata; Actinopteri; Anguilliformes; Congridae
Gene: arl6
Product: ADP-ribosylation factor-like 6
Exons: 8
Coding region: 315-875 (186 amino acids)
Biological process (GO): cilium assembly; vesicle-mediated transport; intracellular protein transport
Cellular component (GO): cytoplasm; axoneme
Molecular function (GO): GTP binding; GTPase activity
Source: RefSeq, a predicted model, not a curated record
ACUAACUAUUUCACAUUGCUUGAGACUCCUACUUGCUUUUCUACGUGCCCAAGCGGGGUGAAAUUACCAAAGACCAAAAUAAUACAAUAUGCGCUUUGAAGACCGUUUAUCAGAUUGUCUGACAUAUUCACGGACCUAGUCUAAGCGGCGACUUGUUUGUUGGGGAUAUAGAUUAUAUUGGAAUCAAGACGGAGAGGUCCCAUUUUUCUACCGUUUGAAGAGGCCUUGGCUAUCUUGGUAAAUUACUUGGAUAAGUGUUUCUUGAAAAAUCGUGGAUUGUUGAGACUGAGCCGGGACCAGCCCAGAGAAAGGCGAUGGGGCUGUUGGACAAGUUAGCAGGAUGGCUGGGGCUGAAGAAGAAGGAGGUGAACGUGCUGUGUCUGGGUCUGGACAACAGCGGGAAAACCACAAUAAUCAAUAAACUCAAACCAUCCAACGCGCAGACACAAGAUAUUGUCCCAACAAUCGGCUUCAGCAUAGAGAAGUUCAAGACAUCGAGUUUGUGCUUCACGGUCUUUGACAUGUCGGGCCAGGGCAGGUACCGGAACCUGUGGGAGCAUUACUACAGAGAGGGCCAGGCCAUUAUAUUUGUCAUUGACAGCGGAGACAAGCUGAGAAUGGUUGUUGCCAAAGAAGAACUUGACACACUCCUAAAUCAUCCAGAUAUUAAACACAGAAGAAUGCCGAUUUUGUUCUUUGCAAACAAAAUGGAUCUUCGCGAAGCGCUGUCUUCGGUGAAGGUUUCCCAGCUUCUCUGUCUGGAAAACAUCAAAGACAAACCCUGGCACAUCUGUGCCAGUGAUGCAGUGAAAGGUGAAGGCUUGCAGGAAGGCGUAGACUGGCUACAAGAUCAGAUCAAAACAAUGAGAACGUGAGAGGUUAAGAGGACAGGAGCUGUGUUGGUGUGACACAAGCGCAGCAAGCACAGUUCCUGCACGCCCAGUGUGAGGCUUUCCGGAGGAAGCAGAUUUGGCAUGACCUAUGACCCCCCUUGUCCGCCUGGAUCGAUGGCUGGCUGUAGUGACCAGAGCUGGGGAAGGGAGAUGCUGAAGACGGGGGGAGGCUUGACUAUGGUUCUUAACUUCUUUCCUUCUUUGGACUGUGCACAGAUAAACUGCUACAUCCGCGGGCUGCUAAAACGGGUGCUGUUCAUGCUUUUUUGUUAAUGCCAAAUUUUGGCACCCAAAAUCAAGAAGAUCUAGCCAGAUUUAUUUUUGUACCAAUUUAUCACUUUUAAAUGGUACACUUUUACUUUUAGUAAAAUUAGUAUCAGUUGAAUGUCUCAUAGCUGAAACAGAAAUUAACGUCAGACAUUACUCUUACUGGUUUAUGGAUAUAUUUAUGUGAGAUUAUCUGCAAAGUGUUUGUUUAUUCAUAGGGCAGUAUACCGGUGCCUUAUUUACUGUUAUUUUUCCCCCUGCUCACACUCAAAAUUAAUUGGCUGUUUAUAAUGCACGGAAAGCAAAUUCCCUACAAGGUUAUAGAAGACAAUAAAAAGUAAUGUGAAAGGUAAUUAUGAAAAAAUAAUUUAAAAAUUGAAUGGUAUGUGGAUAAGAGCCCCGAAGAUGAAGUUAACACAGCUGCCAUUGGAGUUGAGGGUGAACUGCGGUUUAUCACUGUUACUGUAGGUUUUACAUUUUUUCUAGCUGGCAAGCACUCCGUGUUACUGGUAAACCCUGUGUUCGGUUCCCUCGUUUGCCUGUAUACAUCAACAGUUCUGUUGUGUAACAUGUAAAAUAGGCCCCAAGGUGUGCAUGCGGUGUAAAAUGGCCUCGAUGACUAGGCACACCUUCAUUCAAGAUUGGCAUCUCGUCCAGAUCUGCGUUUCUUCAUUGAACCACAGACCUGAUCAUAAAGGGCAGCUUGGGCAUAACUACCAUCUUGGCAGCCAUGUUAGGCUGCGAAUCUUUUUCAGCGCUUGGCGCCACCAGCAUGAACGUUGAACAAGAUUGUGAUUUGCUUCAGAGGGCUUUCUUUGUUGUUCCACAUUGCAUCACUGGGCAGAGCUGUAAUAUAUCCUAAUAUUGUGUAGAACAGCAAAGUUUUAUGUCCUGUUUUUACUGUACUGGGAAGGGAGUUAUUGGCCACUUCUAUUUCCCCUGUAGAAUAACACUUUUGGCGUGUACAAAUUUCACUGUGCUGUAAUAUCUGACUAAGUUCAUCAGUCAUUUCUCUCUCUGCGGAUUAGCUUGGCCUUGCUCGACCAACCGUGUUCCGACACCGGUCACCUGGACCUACUAGGGUUGCAAGGCCACCGCAAAUCUGCCCAUUUCUAUUUAUUCUUCAUACAUUCCCUUUUAAUCACAGACACAGUUUUAAAAAGGCACCAUGGUGUUGCCCAACCAAACUGUUUGCAGCUUAAACUAGUAAAAACCCAACUUGUGAUGAUAUGAAUGUCACCACCUUGUAAUUCCUGUGAUGUUUGUAGACGAUCAAGUAAAGAAUUACGAUCUUG